GAAACUGGAAAGUACAUUUACCAUGUAAUUUCAAGUUUGGUCAUCUAAUCGAGAACCGGAACUGUUUUCUUCUAAUUAAUUAAGAUGGAGAGCUCAACAUCAAAGGUGGAGAUGUUGAAGCCAGUCCUGCUUAAAGCUGGGAUUCCUUUAGCUUUGUCUGUGGCUGGUUUCAUCUAUGCCAGGAUUCUGGCUCAAAGAAGUACUCAUUCGAAAGAGUCUUUAUUCGAAAGUGAUCAGGUAAGCUCCUUGGAGACUAAUUCUCAAGAGUCUAGAGAUGAGGAUAACUUUCAUAGCUUUAGCUGUACAUGCACACUUACUAUGGAAGAAAGUCUGGAGAUUAAUGAUUAUAAACCCAAAUUGGAAGAAGAGAUUUCACGCCUAAGAAGCCGUCUCGAAGAUCUUCAAAAGAGAGAAUCUGAGUUGGAGAUGGAGUUUAUCAGCUACUGUGACAUGAAAGAGAGAGAAUCAGCACUUAUGGAGCUACGGAACACGUUGUUAUUGGAGAUGGCUCGUGUUGAGUUCAUGGAUAGAGAGGUUUCGUUCAUGGAGGCUGAGAGCCACAGGCUUGAGGAGUUGGUAGAAGAAUAUUUAAAGGUUUUGGAACAAUUUGAAGAGUGGAAAUCAGAAAAUGAAUUGCUUCAGAGGCAGGUUAAGAUGCUUAUGACACAAGCAAGUGUGCAAGCAAGCAUAAUUCGAGAACAGGAUUUGAAGCUUGAAGCCAGAGAAGCAGAAGUUGGGAGGGUUCAUGAUGAACUAGAAACAAGGAAAACAGUCACCAAGACAUUGGAGGAUGAAAUUGGGGAGCUAAGAAUGAUUUUGGACCAAUUGCAGGAUGAGAAAAAGGGGCUUUUGGAAAAGCUUGAGUUGAAAGAAAAUUCAGCUUCCUCAAUCUCCGAGAUUGAAGGAGAAAGGAUCAAAAUUGAGGACCACACUCGGCUUUCAGAGGAAUUAGAGCAGCUACAGAAGGAUCGUGCAGCCGAGCAUAUGGAACUGAUUAACCUGAGGUGGAGCAAUGCGUGCUUAAGGCACGAGUUGAUGAAGAACAAUGCACAACAAGAACAUGGUAAUGAGCAGAAGAAUAGUCAUUUGGAAACAGAUUCUGAAGUAAGCAUAGAGAUUGGGAAUUAUGGGCUAGAGCAAGAAUUAGCUGUUGGCAUGGCUUUGGAGCACAAUGUCAAUGAGCCUUGCUUGGGAAAUGUAAGCACUGAUCAGGCUUGUUCGAAAAGGCACAAGUUGUUUCGAAGGCUUAGAAGAUGGGUGGAAGGCAGUGAUCAGAACGGAAGAAGAAGAUUGGAGGAGAAAGAAAGGCAUGAAGAAGCAGUCAAGUGUUUUGGGAGGCAUUCUGUUUCAGAUGAUGCACAGGAACAUCAUCAUACAAGGAGGUCUUGCUCUAGUGCAUGACCGCAUAGAUUAGUGCAUGACCGCAUAGAUUGUACACUCCUUACUAUUUAAUCUUCAAUUCAUUGUUGCUAAAUUAAUUAAUAAUACAAAGUUAUAAUCACAGAGAUUUAUAGCUAAAGCAUUUUAGUGAAAUUCAUUAAUAACUG
Messenger RNA from Rosa rugosa (rugosa rose), 1547 nucleotides. Its product is annotated as protein CHUP1, chloroplastic. Gene Ontology annotation, cellular component: chloroplast outer membrane. Gene Ontology annotation, biological process: chloroplast organization. The record is from RefSeq and is a predicted model, not a curated record. The coding region runs from base 85 to 1401 and encodes 438 amino acids. Lineage: Eukaryota; Viridiplantae; Streptophyta; Magnoliopsida; Rosales; Rosaceae. The transcript is spliced from 2 exons.